Exophiala spinifera is the source of this 720-nucleotide messenger RNA. RefSeq lists its product as uncharacterized. The coding region runs from base 1 to 720 and encodes 239 amino acids. The record is from RefSeq and is a predicted model, not a curated record. Lineage: Eukaryota; Fungi; Ascomycota; Eurotiomycetes; Chaetothyriales; Herpotrichiellaceae. The transcript has a single exon.
AUGCGGCGCGCAAUCCUCCUGGCCAGUCUCUUCUCAACGCUCACCCUCUCCGCCGCCAUCUCCCCCUUCGACCACUUAUUCCGCGAUACGAUUGCCCUACACACCCAAGCCGAGGAGGGGCAAGGACAAGGACAAGACCAAGGCUCGUCACGACACCUUCAAGUGCCGAUGAAUCCAGGUCCACUCCAACCGGACGGCCCUCCGUCCACAGGCGACAGCGGCAGCGGUGGUGGUGGUGGUAGUGGUAGUAACCCGAGCGACUCGACGCUCUCCAUUUCCGACAUACUUCCUCAGACGCGCAAAAUCAACAUCUUCGCCUCUCUCACCCGCGACAUCUCCUCGGUGACGGGACGCCUGGAGUCGACGAAACCCACGGACAACACGACCCUCCUCGCGCCGCUCAACAGCGCAAUGCAGGCCCUCCCGCGGAAGCCGUGGGAAGACAGACCGGGCGACGACUCCGUGGUCAGCGCCGCCAGGAACGAGGACAAGGCCGCGCGGAAUCUGGCGCGCUUCGUCGAGGAGCAUGUCGUGCCGACGAGUCCGUGGGAGGAGGGCGAGGGGCACAAGAUCAAGACCCUCGGCGGGCAAGAACUGUGGUGGGAGCACCAAGACGGGAAAAAGGUCAUCAUGCCGGGACGUCUCGAGGUGGAUGGUGUCGUCGGACGCGUGGGCAAUGGCGAGAUAUGGGCCGUCAAGGGCGUUGUCAAUUAUGCCUAG